CAUGUUUGUGAGACUUUGUGCAUUGUAGAGUGAGGAAAACUGCUUCUACAAUACAGUACUGCUAACGCUGGCAUGCCAGUAAAGCACCUUUGAAUUGGAUUACUGGAAGCUGUGUAGACAGGUACCCGAGAAUGAGUUGGAUUCGAGCACUGGGUGUUUUCUGCAUUAUAUUUACCAGCACUGCGCCACACUAUUCUUCUGCAAGGACAUACUUGGUCACAACGCCAAAAGCCAUCCAUCCUGGCGUCAGACAUUCUGUAGCUGUCUCACUUCUGAAGGACAGCCCUUCUCAGGUCAGAGUGACAGCAGACAUUUUUAAUGGGAAAGUCCUUGUGGUUUCUGGUGAAGACACUUUGCAGCGAGGCUCCACUGGAUUGCUUGUACUUCCACCAAUUCCUAAGAACUCCACUGCUGAUGAAUCCCGGUAUACUCUGGUAGUGAAUGGCUAUGAUGGUGUGAAGCAGGUGUUCACUAACAGCACAUCACUGUUAUUUCAUUCGAAAAGGUUCUCUACCUUUAUCCAGACUGACAAGUCUCAAUACAAACCCAGGCAAGGUGUGAAGAUCCGAGUUAUAUCACUUUACUCUGACCUGAAACCCUACAACGCCCAAGUCAACAUUGUCAUAAAGGACCCUCAGGGUAAUUCUAUAGAGCAGUGGCUAUCGAUAGACAAUCAUCUGGGUGUUGUAUCAAAAGAGUUUCAGUUAUCUGACAACCCUCCUCUUGGAAGCUGGACCAUUGAAGCUACAGUAGACGGAAUAAUGAGUAGCAGUCCAUUCAUCGUAGCUCAAUAUGUACUGCCUAAAUUUGAAGUAGAGAUGAGGACCCAGUCUGUUUACUAUGUUCCAGACAUGAAGGAUGUAACUGGCACUGUCACAGCAAAAUACACCUAUGGGAAGCCUGUAAAUGGAACCCUGACUGUGAGUUUAUCAUUAAAGACCUACUCCUGGGGAAAGAAUAUUAACAUUACUAAAACAAUGCCAAUAGAAGGGUCAGCCAAUUUUACGUUUUCUUACGCAGACUUGGAAAACCACACCGGAUAUACACAACUGGAGUAUUAUUUUUAUCAACCUACAGCUCUCUCAGUUACUGCAACUGUGACGGAGUCCCUAACAGGAUUAACACGUAACACAAGCACAGAUAUAGGUACAGCCUUCUCUAAAUAUAAUCUGCAGUUUUAUGGAAAUCCAUCAGUAUUGAGGCCGUCAUUAAACUUUACAGCCUAUCUUAAACUGUCUUCAUAUGACAAUAAGGCACUGACCACAGAAGAGAGAAAGAACAAUGUGACUGUUUUUGUAAGACAAGAAUCCUAUUUACCCUCGUACUCUGGUAUGGAAGCGUUCAGGAUGUUUAAGAACAAUUCGGGUUUGCCAGAACCACCAGUCGAAGAGCUCGGCUUCAAGCAGUUUCUGAAUGAUUCGGGUUUACAAGAACCAGGACCAACAGAAUCCAUUAUCAGUUACGCCAUUCCAGAAAAUGGGAUAAUAAUGCUCAACCUCCCUAUUAUGGCCAAAACAACAAAUUUAAACAUUGAGGCAGAAUUCCAUGGCUCCAAGCAGUAUCUUUAUAUCAGUGCAUUUCACUCUCCCAGCAAAUCUUAUCUCCAGAUAGAGAAGCCCAGUUCAACUCCUAAGGUUGGAACACCUUUUCAACUUACAGUGGAAAGCAAUGAACUGAUAAAGGAGCUACAUUAUACAGUUGUGUCUAGAGGACAGCUGGUCGCGGUGGGGAAAGAGACCUCGGCUUCGUUUCUGGUGACUCCCACAGAUUCCUGGUCUCCUGCUGCCUGCAUGGUAGUGUUCUACGUUCGAGAUGAUGGGGAGGUGGUCAAUGACUUCAUAGAGUUAUCCAUUAGUAGCGUCUUUAAAAACAAGGUCUCACUGUCUUGGAGUAAAACUCAAGCCAAGCCCUCUGAGUCUGUCUCUCUUGGGGUUAAUGUGACAGAUCCUAUGUCUUUAGUUGGGAUUUUAGUUGUUGAUAAAAGUGCACAGCUUCUUCAAAAUGGAAAUGACAUCACAGGGGAUAUGGUGAUCAAAGAACAAGCUAGAUAUGAUGCGGAGGAUAAUAACUAUUUCUAUGGUCAACCUCCAGCAGACCCUCUGUCUGUUUUUCAGAAAUGUAACCUGUUGGUGAUGACAGAUGCUGAAGUUCAGAGUUAUUUUCCACCCAUAUUUUACAUGGUUCAUCCAGAACUUGUUAUGAAGGAACUAGACAAAUCAAGUGAGCCACGAGUCAGAACCUACUUUCCAGAGACCUGGAUCUGGUUGGACACUAAUACAAGCGCCUCAACGAGUGCAACUCUUAACGUGAUUGUGCCUGAUAGCAUCACGUCCUGGGUUGCCAGUGCUUUUGUCAUCUCUGAGGGUCUUGGGCUGGGAUUGACCAGCUCUCCUGCAGAGCUGGAGGUUUUCCAGCCCUUCUUCUUGUCUCUGAAUCUUCCAUACUCAGUUAUCAGAGGAGAGCAGUUUGUCCUGGAAGUAAUCAUCUUUAACUACUUGGACCAAGCUCUUGAGGCAACAGUGACCGUCGACAAAAGUGAUGCCUUUGAGUUAAUUGUUUCUGGGAACAGUGCUAAUACAGUGGAGAACAAGCAGAAAGUGUCUGUGCCGAGUCAAGAUGGCAUCACAGUUCUCUUCCCCAUUAAACCCAAGCAGCUGGGAGAGAUUGCAAUCACUGUCACAGCCACGUCACCUGCUGCUUCUGAUGCAGUCAUGCAGACAGUUUUAGUGAAGGCCGAAGGAAUUGAACAGUCAUUUUCUCAGUCUUUGCUUUUGGAUCUAGUUGGAAAUGGGCAGCAAACUGUGUCCAAAGAUGUAAACUUUACUUUCCCUGCAGAUGUAGUGAAAGGCAGUGAAAGAGCUUAUGUAACUCUUGUUGGGGAUCUCCUGGGUCCAUCUAUCUCUGGUCUUGAGUCACUUAUCCAGAUGCCCUAUGGAUGUGGGGAACAGAACAUGAUCAACUUUGCUCCCAAUAUUUAUGUUCUUCAGUAUUUAAUUAAGACAAAACAAAUAAAGGAGGAUAUUAAGACUAAAGCCAUAUCCUUUAUGACUCAAGGUUAUCAACGAGAACUGGCCUACCAGAGAAAGGAUGGCUCUUUUAGUGCUUUUGGUGAUGGUGAUUCUUCUGGAAGUACAUGGUUGUCUGCCUUUGUGCUCAGAUGCUUCCUGCAAGCCCGUCAGUUCAUCUAUAUUGACCCAACAGUGCUAUCCAGAACAAUAGAGUGGAUUGUACCCCAGCAGAAUACUACUGGGGAUUUCAGAGAGCCAGGGAGGGUCAUUCACUCUGAGCUGCAGGGAGGACAGAACGGUCCACUGUCUCUUACUGCUUAUGUAUUAAUGGCGCUCUUAGAAGACGAGACUUACAAGAACUAUUAUCAGAGUGCAGUGUUAGCAGCUGUGUCGUUCUUGGAGAAUAGGUUUGCAGACGGAAUCUCCAAUACCUACACUCUGUCUCUGGUGACGUAUUCUUUGUCUCUAGCAAACAGUACUCUUGCAAAGACUGCCCUGGAUGAGCUGAACAGGAGAGCGGAAAAGGAUGGUGGCUUGAUGUUCUGGUCCAGUCCCAUGGUGGGUGGAUCCAGCUGGUGGCAGCCUCGCUCCACAGAUAUAGAGCUGGCUUCCUAUGCACUGCUGUCUCAUUUGAAACAGAAGCGGCUUGCCGAGGGAAUCCCUGUCAUGAAAUGGCUGAGCCAGCAGAGGAACCACUUGGGAGGAUACUCGUCUACACAGGACACAGUAAUAGCUCUACAGGCAUUGUCGGGAUUUGCAGCUCUCUCCAGCUCACAAGAUGUGGGGCUGACGGUUACAGUCAGUGGAGCGGGCCUUACCUUUCUAGCCAUAUUCCACAUUGAUUCAACAAACCUUUUACUGCUUCAGAAGCAGAAGAUUGAAGUACAGCAAUCAAUGUCGGUUAACGUGAAGGCAGAGGGAAAUGGAUUUGGCAUAUUUCAGCUUAAUGUGUUCUACAAUGUGAAUAAUAAAUUAUCAAGGAGACGCAGAGAUACCAGUAAUCAAGAAGGGUUUGAUUUAAGUAUUGCCGUUAUUGACAACGUGGAUGACGUCAAUCAUGUGUCUUUGCACAUAUGCACAAGACUCUUGGAAAAUCAGAAUAUGUCACAAAGUGGAAUGGUUUUAAUGGAAGUGGGCUUGCUAAGUGGUUUUAUUCUUGUAGAAGAGGGAAUUGCCACAAAUCAAAUGAUCAAAAAAGUAGAAUCUGGUUCUGGAAAAGUGUUCCUGUACUUGGAUUCACUGAAUACAUCCCAGGUUUGUCUUGAUAUCCCAGCUAUAAGAGACUCUAAAAUCUCCAAUGCCCAAGAUGCUGUGGUGCUGAUAUAUGAUUACUACGAGCCUAGCAGGAUGGCAGUCAGGACUUACCGCUCUGAAGUAAUGCAGAGCAUAUCUUCAUGUGAUUUCUGUGGAAAGGACUGUGAACUGUGCAGGUCGAAUGUAAUGGCUGUUGAUGUCACCACAGCUGGUUCUUCAGCGGUUCCCAUACAUCACACUGGUAUCGCCACCAGUAUAUUUGCAGGUUUCUUAAUUUACUUGGGCUUGUUUUGUUUUUAACUGAACACAUUUAGUAUAAUAGAUUUGAGCCAAUAACACACCAUUUGUAUGUUGGCUAUAAUCAGCCGAUAGCUCAGUUUACAGGCUGCUGUGUCUGUAAAUUACUAGGAAAGGUAAUAAUCUCAUCUCUGGAUAAAUAAGAAUACUGGGUCAUAAAACCACUCUACUGAUUUCUUUGGUGAGGGCUGUCAAUUUUAAACUUGAACAUUUGUUCAUAUAAUGAAGUUUUUUGGAAGAUGAUUAACUAUAUAGUUGUAAUUUGAUUUUUUUUAAAUACAAUACUUUAUUUUACUUCUAUAGGGAAUGUAUGUUUGCAAUUUUAGACAAAUUUAAUUUGGAUAUGUACAAAAAAUAUUUUAAUG
This is a messenger RNA of Polyodon spathula (Mississippi paddlefish), 4924 nucleotides long. RefSeq names its product CD109 molecule (gene cd109). The record is from RefSeq and is a predicted model, not a curated record. Gene Ontology annotation, cellular component: extracellular region. Bases 132 to 4562 code for a protein of 1476 amino acids. Gene Ontology annotation, molecular function: endopeptidase inhibitor activity. Lineage: Eukaryota; Metazoa; Chordata; Actinopteri; Acipenseriformes; Polyodontidae. The transcript has 33 exons.